This is a messenger RNA of Mytilus californianus (California mussel), 2377 nucleotides long. RefSeq lists its product as uncharacterized. Lineage: Eukaryota; Metazoa; Mollusca; Bivalvia; Mytilida; Mytilidae. Gene Ontology annotation, molecular function: microtubule binding. Bases 14 to 2146 code for a protein of 710 amino acids. The record is from RefSeq and is a predicted model, not a curated record. The transcript is spliced from 19 exons. Gene Ontology annotation, biological process: centrosome cycle; spindle assembly. Gene Ontology annotation, cellular component: cytoplasm; nuclear microtubule; centrosome.
GCGGGAAACAAAAAUGGCGUCAAAAAGAGUUAUGUACAGACCUGCACCACAAGAAAAUGUUGGUCAGCGUAGAAACAGAAAACCAUUAUCACAAGGACGUCUAUUAUCUGGAGAUGCUGCUAAAACAAAGCCUGCACAUCUUGUCAGUGGAGUUGAAGAAAAAAGUUCCAUCAUUAAGAAACCCCAGAGUCCAUACACGAGCUUUGUGUCAGAGAAGAAUAAUACAGCAGUAAAUCCAAGAAAGCUAGCACCAGGGCUUAUAGAAAAGCAUUCACCACACAGAAAAGACAAAGCUGAUUCCCUUGAUUUAUCUGACAGUGAAGAUGAUUUACCUGAUCAUUACAAGUCAAAGGACACAAGAGUUCACAAACAACUACCAUCAGAAGUUUUGUUGGUUGAUGCCUCACGACAGACUAAAGAUCCUAACCAAUCAGAGGUAGAUAUUAUGGUGGGCUUUGAAAGAUCUCCUGUCAGGGUGGUGUGUCAUUCUUUAGAGAAAGUGAACUCUGACCUCAGAUCAUCUAAAAGUAAAUCAGUUAAAGUAGACAGUAUGAACACCAUUAAGAUAACAAAAGAACUUCCUCAGAUCAAUGUUGAUAACUUAAGUCCAAGUGAGCCAUGCCGAUCCGUAGAUAACUUUAAUCUCCUAACACAGAUAGAAAAGGAUAUGAGAAUCAAUAGAUUACCUCAACCUAACUUUGAUGAUUCUCAAGAUUCUGACAUGUCGGAAAAACCUGCAGCAGACGACAAUCAAUCCAACCAUAGUGAAAGUGAUGUAUGUUCUGUUAAAGAUUUAGUCACAUCGAAAACAAAGGGCAAUACCAGAAAGAAAAGAAAACAAAGGGCAAUACCAGAAAGAAAAGGUAAAAACAAAGGGCAAUACCAGAAAGAAAAGGUAAAAACAAAGGGCAAUACCAGAAAGAAAAGUGCACCAGUGAAGAAAAAGUCACCAUUACCAAGUAAAACUCCACAGACAGCAAAGAAAAAAUCUAGUAGAAUAGUUGCAUCCAGGUACUUACAAGCUGCUGAUGCUAAAGUUAAAACCUCUCUAUCAGUGUUAUAUCCUAAGCCAACAAAGCCAGAUAGGAGCAUUUCAAAGGCUAGUAGAAGUAUGGAUUUUGCUCCAAAAUCUGCAAGGAAAAUAUCACGCAAAACCAAAGAUACAUCCAUAGAUUUUUCCCCAAGAACAGUCCAAAAACCAAAGCUUUCCAGUCGUGAUACAGGAACCAGUCAGAGUAAAGGCAAAGUUACAAGUCAAUCAGGAGAGAUGGGAAUCAGUAUGAAUAACAAUGGAGAUACUUCACACACACCAGACAACUCGCACAUGACAACUGGAGGACAGACGUCAACACCUACACAUGAUGGUUCAGAUUUCCCUAAUGAGAUCGAUGCUUCUGCAAUACAUCCAGAAAUAUCUGUUUUAUCUACUGGUUUAAGGAAAUCAGUAUGGCGUGAAGGCUCUAGAAUCAAUCAUUCUGUGUUGUCUAAUGUAUCUACACAUCUUCCACCAAAGAAAAAGAAACAAGCCAAACUAACACAACAUCAGUUAGACAUGUUGUAUGCUAGAUACAUUCAAUCUUUGUACUUGUCUACCAAAGCACAAAAAGUCAGGGAAGAACAAGAAAAACAAGCUAUGGCUCAGAUCUUAGGUAUAUACACAGAGGUAGAAAAACUGCAGAAAAAGAAUCAUGAAAUGGAUAAAGAAUUGAUGAGAUUAAAACAUCUGAAUGAAGUUGAUGUACAGAUUGAUUUGCAGCGACAGUCAUUAGGUCCUAUCGUGUCCAGUCUGCCACAGCUUACAAAGGAGUAUGAUACAUUAGCACAUGCACUGGAUACCACCCGGCAUCAGAUACCAACGAAAGGAGUGUAUAUCCCUGACGAUGAAGACCAGUUCCAACGAGAUCUAGAACAUGCUUUACUGGAGAGUGAACAGCUGUUAGGAGAGUUGUCUGUGAUGAUACGUAAAGAUCUACCGAGUGUGACUGCGAUGGCUAAUGCUUUGUCAACUAUGGAGAAAGCUACGGAGACCCAGGUGGAAGAACUAGUCAGGUGUAAUGAGAUGAUAGCAGCUACACAAAGUUUAACAAUUCAGGAAACAUCGAUGAAAAUUCAGGCAAUACAAGCAAAGGAGAUUGGUGCUUCAUGAUGUCAUAAUGGUGGACUAUAAACUUAGCAAUGACAACUCUGUUAAUGCAAUCUAAAUUAAAUGAUUUACUAAACUUCUCUAGUAGACAGUAGGCCAGAACUGAGAAAGUAGACAUUGACACUGCUUUUAGCAAAGUGACAAGGGAAUCUAGAUUUUGAACUAUUUAUUAAUGAAGAGUCUGUGAUAUUAUGAACAAUCAUAUAAAAGAAUUAGAUAACCUAUAACAAUUGA